GAGAGACUACAGGAUCUACGCUACAUCCUUCACAUCUCCUAAAUUAACACCGAUCUGAUCCUUCAAACACCAUCUGUCCCCCAUUCCCGCGUCUUGAAGAGAAAAAAUGCACCUCUGAAGUCUUAACUCAAGAGGGUGGGAGGCAGAGAGAGACCAUUUUAUAGCCUGGACGGAUAUUAUUUGGUAUCUUUCUGAGUUUCUUCACCGAUUUUAGGCCUUUAAGACACGCUGGAUGAGAGCUAUAAGGAAUGAGGUCUAACAAACAGAGGAGACAUUGGACCUUGUUUUGUGGUCUGGUGCUGGUCCUCAGCACUCUUUGCCACGGAGAAAUCUGUGGUCCAGGCAUUGACAUUGGAAAUGACAUCAGUAAUUUUAAGCGGCUGGAGAACUGUACGGUGGUUGAGGGCUACCUGCAGAUCCUUCUCAUCGGAGGCAAAAACAAUAACAACCAGGAGGUCUUCCGCACCCUCAGUUUCCCCAAGCUGACCAUAAUUACAGAUUACCUUCUCCUCUUCCGCGUUUCUGGGCUGGACACUCUCAGCACCCUCUUCCCAAACCUCACUGUCAUCCGGGGCCGCAACCUGUUCUACAACUACGCCUUGGUCAUAUUUGAGUUGACCAGCCUGAAGGACAUUGGCCUCUACAACCUGCGAAACAUCACGCGAGGUGCGAUACGAAUUGAGAAGAAUCCAGAGCUCUGCUAUUUGGAUUCUGUAGACUGGUCCCUCAUUAUGGAUGCUGAAUUUAACAAUAUCAUUGCUGGAAAUAAGCAGUCGAAGGAGUGUGGAGAUGUUUGUCCUGGAAUCAUGGAGGACAACCCUCAGUGUAUCAAGACAAACUUCAACAGCAAUUCCAAUUACAGAUGCUGGACCUCCAACCACUGCCAGAGAAUUUGUCCAGAGUGGUGUGGACUGCGGGCAUGUACAUACACAGGCGAGUGCUGCCACCCCCAGUGCCUGGGCGGCUGCACUGCACCCAACAACGACCGGGCAUGUGCCGCCUGCCAGCAUUACUAUCAUGAGGGCCGCUGCGUGGAGGACUGCCCGCCUGGCACAUACAAGUUUGAGGGCUGGCGCUGCAUCACAAUGGAGUUGUGCUCCAAGAUCCACCUGCCUGAUUAUGACCGUUUUGUGAUCCACGGAGGAGAGUGCAUGGCCGACUGCCCGCCUGGCUUCACACACGAUGAGAACCAGAGCAUGUUCUGUAAAGCCUGUGAAGGCCUGUGUGACAAAUUCUGUGAUGAAAAGGUCAUUGACUCGGUAGAUGCGGCCCAGUCCCUCAAGGGCUGUACUGUUAUCAGAGGCAACCUGCAUAUCAACAUCCGCCGUGGCAAUAACAUAGCCUUAGAGCUGGAGAACUUCCUAGGUCUCAUCAAGACAGUGACUGGAUACGUGAGGAUUCGUUCAUCUCACACCCUGAACUCUCUCUCCUUCCUCAAGAGUCUGAGAUACAUCAACGGAGAUGAACUGUGGGAUGACAUGUAUGCCUUUGUUGCCCUGGAUAACCAGCAUCUACAGUUUCUGUGGGAUUGGUCUCAGCACAAUCUCACCAUAAACGCUGGAAAACUUUACUUUCGUCUCAACCCCAAACUCUGUAUGUCCGAGAUCCGCAAGAUGUGGGCCAAAACGGGAAUUACAGAGAAGUUUUUGGAAGAAGAUUUCCGCAACAAUGGGCACCGUGCAAGCUGUGAAAGUAAAAUUCUCAAGUUCAUAUCUAACAGCACGAGGAGUAAUCGAAUCAAGUUGACAUGGGAACGAUAUCAGCCACCCAAUUACAGAGACAUUGUCAGUUUUGUUGUAUAUUACAAAGAAGCGCCUUUCCAGAACAUUACAGAGUUUGAUGGUCAGGACGGUUGUGGAUCAGACAGUUGGAACAUGGUUGAUGUAGACUUACCGGAGGACCAAACCCAAAACCCAGGUGUUUUGCUGUCCUAUUUGAAGCCCUGGACUCAGUAUGCCAUCUUUGUUAAAGCUGUAACUUUAGUUGUGGAGGACAAAGACAGGCAUCAUCUUGGGGCGAAGAGUGAAGUGGUGUACAUUUGGACUAAACCAUCAGCACCCUCAAUGCCUGUUGACAUUCGUGCUUACUCCAAUUCCUCAUCAAAGCUGGUGGUCCGGUGGUCUUCCCCUGUGGCCCUCAAUGGGAACAACACAUACUAUCUGCUCCGCUGGAGACAGCAAGGAGAGGACCAGGAGCUCUACCAGCACAACUACUGUUCCAAAGAACUGAAGAUCCCGAUCAGGAUUUCAGCCACAGGUUUGACAGAAACCGAGGACACAAAUCCCACCAAUCAAGAAAUAGGAGGUCGUGACAAACCCUCAUGUUGUCCAUGCCCUAAAUCAGAGAAGGUUCUGAAGCAAAUCAAGGAUGACAUCUACUACCGCAAAGCCUUUGAGAAUUUCCUCCAUAAUGCCAUAUUCACACCCAGACCUCCCGACAGGCGACGGCGAGAUGUGUUUGGCGUGGCCAACGCAACUUUCAUCCACACUCUGAUGUCUGGAAACUGGAAUCUGACGGAGGGAAACUUCUCAGUUGAUGAGCCAGCCAGACAUGAACACCCCUUUCACGAGAGGAAAGUGAGAGAGCUCAACGCUGACAUCAACGGCCUGCAUCCAUUUACCGUCUACCGCAUUGACCUGCAUGCUUGCAAUGAUGAGGUUCGACACUGUAGUGCGGCAGCCUUCGUCUUUUCCCGCACCAAACCAGCAGAAAGAGCCGAUGACAUUCCUGGCCCUGUGACCUGGGAAGGUCUAGAAGAUUCAGUGUUCCUGAAGUGGCCCAAGCCACACAAACCCAAUGGCCUGAUCCUGCUGUAUGAGAUUCAGUACCGUCUUGGAGCUGAGGCUGAGAAGCACGAGUGUGUUUCCCGACAGCACUACAAGGAGCACAAAGGGGUGAAACUCUCCAACUUGGGACCUGGGAACUACUCUGCCCGUGUGCGGGCUACUUCUCUCGCUGGAAACGGGUCCUGGACAGAUCCGAUAGCUUUCUAUGUGCUUCAGGUUAAACAAUCAGGUUAUGAGCACUUCUUGUACUUCAUGAUCAUCCCAAUUGUCAUGAUAUUCUCAGUCUUCACUGGAGUGGCUUUCAUCUUGGUCAAUAAGAAACGGAACAGUGACAGACUUGGAAAUGGAGUCCUUUACGCUUCUGUUAAUCCAGAGUACUUCAGUGCGGCAGAGAUGUAUGUGCCAGACGAAUGGGAAGUUGAGCGAGAGAAAAUCACAAUGUGUAGAGAGCUUGGGCAAGGAUCGUUUGGUAUGGUGUACGAGGGCAUUGCCAAGGGUGUCGUCAAGGACGAGCCAGAAACCAAAGUGGCCAUCAAAACAGUCAACGAGUCGGCAAGCAUGAACGAACGCAUUGAGUUUCUCAAUGAAGCCUCCGUAAUGAAGGAGUUCAACUGUCACCAUGUGGUGCGUCUACUGGGUGUGGUCUCGCAGGGACAGCCCACCCUUGUAAUCAUGGAGCUAAUGACACAAGGAGAUCUAAAGAGUUAUCUACGCUCACUACGAUCCAAAGAGAGCACCUCCAGUCUGCCUUUACCACCCUUGAAGAAGAUGAUCCAGAUGGCAGGAGAGAUUGCGGAUGGCAUGGCUUACCUCAAUGCCAACAAGUUUGUUCAUAGAGACUUGGCAGCCAGGAAUUGUAUGGUGGCCAAGGACUUUACAGUCAAAAUUGGUGAUUUUGGCAUGACACGGGACAUUUAUGAGACCGAUUACUACAGAAAAGGAGGCAAGGGACUGCUGCCGGUGCGGUGGAUGUCUCCGGAGUCCCUCAAAGAUGGAGUAUUCACCACCAUGUCUGAUGUGUGGUCCUUUGGAGUGGUGUUGUGGGAAAUCGCCACCCUUGCCGAGCAGCCCUAUCAGGGCUUGUCCAAUGAGCAGGUACUGCGGUUUGUCAUGGAGGGAGGACUGCUCGACAAACCAGAUAACUGCCCUGAUAUGUUGUUUGAGCUGAUGCGCAUGUGCUGGCAGUACAACCCCAAAAUGCGGCCGUCCUUCCUGGAGAUCAUCAGCAGCAUCAAGGACGACCUGGAGCCAGGCUUCAAGGAGACCAGCUUCUUCUACAGCGAGGAGAACAAACCUCCCGACACUGAAGAGCUGGACAUGGAGAACGUGGGAACCAUGGAAAACGUUCCUCUGGAGCCGUCCUCCUGCCUGCAGCCUCUCACCCCCUCCUCGGCCUUCCCCCAGCAGUGUACCCCUGGGCCACAGGGGUCCGUCACACCCGCUGGAGCUUCCUCACCCCCUGCCUCCCCCUGCUCUAUGGACAAACACCCACACCCGGCAUCCGCGGCAAACGGACCCUCCAUGGUUCACCGGAGCCCGUUUGACAAGACCAAGGCUUACGCUCACAUGAACGGGGGCCGGAAGAACGAGCGUGCCUUGACCUUGCCCCAGUCGUCGGCUUGCUGACCCUGUUUUCUUUAGAUCACGUCCCUUUGACUGAAACAUGGACAUGUCAAGCCACUGUGUGGUCUUCUAAGAAGAAAUAUAUAUUAAAAAAAUACAAACAAAAAGACAAAAUGGUAUAACUAAGAGUCCAGGCAAUCAAUUUUCAAUCAUACCUCAAGGGACAAAGUUUGGAUUUCUUUGUUUUUUUUCUGUGUGUAUUUUGAUUGAAUUGUUGAAUCGAUUGAGGACAUAAACAUUUGUUAUUUCUGCAGAAGUAACAAGACUGGAUUAUUGACUGAAAAACAUAAACCUUCAUCCUCGCACCUGACAGGCUGACUAUUUUUGUUAUGUUUUGUUACUUUUCUACACUUCCAAACUGGUUUAAAAGCCUAUCAAAUCCAGUAGUGGUACGGUGGCAUUAUUACGACACUCUGCAUAUCUUUAAGCAAAUCCAGCAGCAAAGCACCUUGUAUUUGUGACUCCAGAGACAUGCAUAGAAAUUAUAUAGUUCGUAGCACAGAAUAGAGAAGGGUGUGUGGGGCUCAAAUCUAGGUACAGAGAUAAUAAAAUGGCUGGCUUACACACUCUCUUUAAAACGUCUGGCUGUGCAACAUAGUGGAGAAAAAAUUCUCAAACCUGCCGAAUUUUUCUUGUCUUUUUCUUUUUUUACAUUGCCAGAUUAUACUGUCAUCUCUUUCCCUGUCCCUAACUCCAUCGCAGCCUCAUUCCUUGCUCCUUUUAUCCCAAUGAGCUCAAAAAUAUCAAAUAAGACGCUCCACUCUUUUUACACUGCUGUACAUACUUUUUACAGUCAUCUUCUAUUUAAAAAGUUAAAAUCAAUAGAGGGGUAUCUACCUCUUGUUCUGCUUUCACCUUUUUUGUCUCCAUGGCCAGAUGUCUAUAAAGCUUCUUGCUUUGGGUUAGACACAUUUCAGACAGCAAGAAAAGGUGUUGUGAAACAAUGCAAAAACAAUCUUUACAGCACCAAAAUGACAACAAAUGCAACAGACACAAAAUUGCAACAAACAAAAAUAAAUAAAUAAACAUUUAGAAGGGAUUUGGGUUAAAAAAAAAAAAAAAAAAGAAAAGAGCUCAAACGUUUUUCAAUCUUAAAAUGUUUCAUUGUGGAGCUGACGUGUUCAUUAGACAUCUCUCAAUUGGUCUUUCAGUUGUAUGUUGGACCACAAAGUGUGUACAUGGUUUGUCUGUCACUUUUGUACCUUUUUUACAGUUCAGAUGAUCAUCUUUGUGUCUGUGCUGAAAAAAGCUGCUAUUUUAUUCUUGUUUUUAUUUUGUGGUUGUGAUAUAUACUAUAUAUAUAUCAAUAUAGAUAUAAAGAGAUUCUUCAGGUUUAAUCCUUUGCCUUUCCACUACAGUCCAUUUUAUGAUGCUUCUAGUUCUGCAAAAAAAGAACAGGGAUAAAAGAGUUUAAGAGUUGAGCUUUGCCAUGUAAAGUUGUUUAAUGUCUCCUGUUUUUUGAUAGAUUUUUCUAAAGUUAGAUUCAUACAGUUUUUUCUCUUGAAAAGGAAAACCUUCAAGUUAACAUACUUCUGUCUUCAUGCCUUUAUAACGGCGGCGAACGUGAUUCUCGAACAGCUCGGCACUGUUUCUCACCACAUUACAGCAUAACAAAUUUUCUCAGGUCAAACUCCUUAAAGUUUUGGUCUCCGACCCCUUCUAUGUUAUUCAUUCCUCUGUAUUCGGUCGUACAUAUUCACAAGACGACUCGACUGAAAAUUUGGCAAAAACUGCUCUUGAAUUCAUUUCAAUGUCAACUUAUUUUAUGUUAAAUGUCUCAUAAUUUUGUCAGAUUGUUCAGCCUUAUUUGUGACUGAUCCUGCCACCGUUUUUACAUGUUAUAAACUCUGCAUUUCCUUCCUUCCAAGCAGAGCCUGAUAAACAAGAAUUAUAUCUCUAUGCAGAAGUUGUGUUUGUAACAUGGAUCACAUCUAUACAUUUAAGAUACAGGUUUGACUAUGAGCGCCAGUUUUUUCUUGAAAGAUUUUUCACUUUUUCUUUUCCCAAUCCUGAUCUUUUUUUUCUUUCUUUUUUUUUCAUUAUUUAUUUUGUUUCUCACCUAUUUGUGAUGUUUAUAAUCACUGUUAAAAAAAAAAAAAAAAGUGUAACAUUUUAGAUUUUUUUGUUUUUUUGUUUUUUUCAUGACUUGGGGACUUUUUUCAUCAAACAUUUAUCUACCUCACUCUUUUUUUAUGUACCUGUAUAUAAAUUACAGCUGACCUUUCUUCAUGAAGAGGACGCUACAAACCACAAUCUCGGAGUGGAGAAAUUGCGGAUUUAUGGACAUAUUUUAUGAAUAGCUGCUUUCUUUCCUAUAGGAUCUUGCUCAAAAUUGUCUAUUAUUUAUUUGUGAGACUAAAAUAUACAACUUUGACAAUUGACUCCAAAAGUGCUGGAAUUUUGCUGAUAUUUAAUUUCUUGAUCAUUUAACUUGAUCACCUGGAGCAAAGGUCAAAAUCCUAACUAGAUGGAAUAAUUGCAAUGGAAUUGGAAUAUAGAAUUGUGUUUUGCUUUUGUUUUUUCAGUAUGUGUAAUUUUAUGAUCUCCUCUCCCUUUCAUGUCUCUCAAUCUCACUGUCAUCUUUCUUAUUUUGAAUUUUCAUUAUACAUUCAUUGGAAGAUUGUACUUAAAUAUAUCAGAAACCAAACAUUUGUUGAAACAAAAACACUUUGGGUGUAGACGGAUGUAUGUAAACCCCCUAUAAUUUUGUGCUGUUAUCAGGUGCAUCAAAUGUACAGUAUGAUAAACUAUUUUUAUGACCUUUGGAAAACAAAACUAUUUUAUAAAUCACCAGGGAAAACCCCAAAGAAAAGGUGGACAAAUUUCAGUAUUAUAUAAAUAAAAUUAAACCGAAGCAGUUUAAAGUUAGUUUUUCUGAACGAUUGUAUUCCCAUGUCAUUUUGUAGCUCAAAAUAUUGUUCAUGCUGUUCAAACCGAUUCAACACUUGUGAUAAGAGUUUGGUUCAUGAAAUUGGUUUGAUUAAAUUGAUAUAUCCUUUGAAAUAAUCUAAAUCCAGAUUUAAGAUAUUCUAGUAAAUAUCCAGAUUUUUUAGUAGAAUUGUUGUAAAUCUGAAUGCAAGGGAAGUGUACAAAUUGGAAAAAUUUUGUCCCCCAAUAGUACGACCCCUGGUAUUGGUCAUUGAAUUUGGGCCAAGCAAAUGAUUUAAAAGCAUUUACAUGCUUUUUUUUUUUUUUAAAUAAAGGUUGCAGAUUUUGUUAUUUAAAAUUGUUAGACACCAACCUAAUGCUCCUCUCUGACUGUGUCUGAGCUGUAACACCAUUCCAAGUGAUGGUUCAUUUUUCUGAUACAGAUAUAUUGGCGAUGGGCUAGAUAUUCUCAGGGCUGAAGGUUUUGAAUGGGCAUCAAAGAGACAGGAAGUAACCCGUCCUCAGAGCUCACUCAACCCUGCUGCUGAUGACACUGCUGCUCCCCAUAAUCUCACGAAAUUAGUCUUCUAAAAUCUGGACAUUAUAGUGUGCUCCAUGAGUACAGGAGGUCUGAGAGUAGAGCAAUAGGAGGUGUUCAUUAUCUGGUGGCACCAUCUAGAAAAAAAAAAAUGAUUUGUUUUACUCCAUAUUAUUUCAUUAAACUUGUUGAUGCCAGUAGAGCAAAAUGUUCGGAUGUUCAGUGAACCGUUGAAACAUGCCAUCAAGUUCAAGACAUGUUGUUCAAUUUGUUACUAAUAUAACAGGAUGUUACAGAUCCAGAGGGAGGGCAGAAUGGAGAAAGAUUUGAGGUCCAAGUCUGUUCAAACAUGGCUGUUCUGGUUUAAAAAAAAAGGCACUUAUUAACUUUAUUUGUAUUGCUUUUCUUUUGUAUACAUUUGAACAACAAAGUCAUGUGUCCUUAUAUGGAGAGGAGCAUAUUUGGUUCAUGGUGGCACAUUGUUCAAAAUUUCUUUUUGUUUGUGUGGAACAAAUAAUGCUUAUAAUAAAUCCAGAUCAAUAGCUUUGUGAUUUUUUUUCUGCAUACAACUGGGUUUGGAUGAAUAAUUAUAAAGCAGAUUUUGACAUUCUAUCCUGACACAAUCAAUAAAUGCAGUACAUGAACAUG
This is a messenger RNA of Myxocyprinus asiaticus (Chinese sucker), 8463 nucleotides long. Its product is annotated as insulin-like growth factor 1 receptor. Gene Ontology annotation, cellular component: insulin receptor complex; membrane; axon. Lineage: Eukaryota; Metazoa; Chordata; Actinopteri; Cypriniformes; Catostomidae. Gene Ontology annotation, molecular function: ATP binding; insulin receptor activity; phosphatidylinositol 3-kinase binding. Gene Ontology annotation, biological process: positive regulation of kinase activity; insulin-like growth factor receptor signaling pathway; positive regulation of phosphatidylinositol 3-kinase/protein kinase B signal transduction. The transcript has 22 exons. Bases 249 to 4412 code for a protein of 1387 amino acids. The record is from RefSeq and is a predicted model, not a curated record.